AUGGAGGAGCACGCCUAUAACGCUCGGUUCGCGAUUCAUGUCACAGCGAGAGGCCCCGGCCCAGAGCAGUCCAUUGCUCUUCGUGACAGGCUUAAGACCGCUCUCAAAGCCGCGAUGCAGUGCAAAGACACCAUGAAGUCCACGACGAUUCGAUCGGUCUUGUCUGAAAUGAACGCGGCAGACAAGGCCGCGUCCGGAGGGAACUUCGAGGCCGCUCGUCGCCCGGACCUCGCCGAGAAAGAGCUCCAGGAGGCCGCGCUCAUCAACACCUUCCUCCCCCCGCUGAUGUCUCAGGCCACAGUGGACGCAACGCUGAGGAGUUACUCGCAGAUCCCGCCGUCAACGCCGCGUACCAUGGGCAAAUAG
This is a messenger RNA of Epithele typhae, 366 nucleotides long. RefSeq lists its product as uncharacterized. The transcript is spliced from 6 exons. The record is from RefSeq and is a predicted model, not a curated record. Gene Ontology annotation, molecular function: carbon-nitrogen ligase activity, with glutamine as amido-N-donor. The coding region runs from base 1 to 366 and encodes 121 amino acids. NCBI's taxonomy places the organism in Eukaryota, Fungi, Basidiomycota, Agaricomycetes, Polyporales, Epitheliaceae.